CGAAGAGAAGGUGCGUCAACCUACUAACUAAAUAUUAUGACGAAAAUGUUUGCUAGUCCAUUUCACAGCAGACUGCAGACGACGUUUGGUCCAAUUCAUUUCAACCGAAGCCAACGUAAACAAUAUUUUCAGUUCGUGCCGAUAUCUCGCUUUCAUAAUGUUCUUCAAUCUUGGGUUUUUCACGUAAACCUACAGAAUGAUUAAAUGGCUGUUGUCGCUCAUACGUUCAUUAUUGAACAGAAUUUUGAGAUUUUUUUGGCCCAGUGAUUCAAGUGAAUUUACCUUGCCUGUUCACAUAAAAGCUGCAGGAGGUAAAACAUUUCUUAUCGAAAUGAGUCGAGAUUGGGAUGUAGCUCGGAUCAAGAAAUUUAUAGCCCCUAAAGUUGGUCUGAAAGUUGAAGAUAUCAGCAUCAUUUUGGCUGGCAAAAGUCUUGCUGAUGACUUGUUACUAGAGGAGUGUGAUCUUGGUCAUAAUAGUAUUCUAAAUGCUGUUAAACUUAAAGUCAUCAAAAAAGCUGAUGCAACUUCUUCCGAAGACAAAAAUAGGAGAAAUACACCAUUUCAUCAAGACAAGCCUCUUUGUGAAACAUUGCUCGACUUGCAGUUAACUGAAGAGGAACAGAAAUUGUUGCACAAAUCUCUGGCUUGUAGUUCUCCAGAGUAUAAGCAAAAGAAAGCUCAGUUUUAUGUUUACUGUGAAUUUCCAUGCAAAUCAAUACAAAGUGGUAAACUUCGAGUUCGAUGUAGCCUUUGCAAAGCUGGUGCCUUCACCGUGGACCGAGAUCCUUGCUGCUGGGAUGAUGUUUUACGACCGGAGCAAGUUAGUGGUACUUGUCAGAUGGAAGAUUGUGAUCAUUCGUGGGCCGAAUUCUACUUCAAGUGCGCACAUCACCCUUCACGAGGAGAGACUGACUCAACUCUUCCUCUGAAUCUCGUCAAAUCAAACUUCAAACAGGUUCAGUGCCUGGCCUGCAUGGAUAUUAGUGAUCCUGUUUUGGUAUUUCAAUGUACCAACUCUCAUGUGAUAUGUUUGGAGUGCUUCCAGCAAUACUGUAUGUCUCGAUUGAACGAAAGGAGGUUUGUCUACGAUCCCAAUAUCGGUUAUACCCUGCCUUGUCCAGCUGGAUGUGAGAACUCAUUGAUCGACGGAACCCAGCACUUUAAAAUUCUAGGAAAUGAGCAGUACCAACGACUCUUGCACUUUGGAGCAGAGGAAUAUGUUAUGUCGACAGGCGGUGUGCUUUGUCCACAACCUGGCUGUGGAAUGGGCUUACUUGCGGACCCUUCUUGUCGCCGAAUUCAAUGCACAGGAGGAUGUGAGUUCGUGUUCUGCCGCGAUUGCCUGCAAGGCUAUCACAUCGACGAGUGUCAGACAAAUGGAGAAAACAACUUUCAAUCCAUGUUGACAACCACUGAGUACGUUGUAGAUCCCGGACGAGCUGCUCAGGCGAGGUGGGAUGCAGACAGUCGCGUUACCAUACGUGUUACUUCAAAACCUUGCCCAAAGUGCCGAACGCCAACCGAGCGAGAUGGAGGUUGUAUGCACAUGAUCUGUACUCGACAACAGUGUGGAUUUCAUUGGUGCUGGGUUUGUCAAACGGAGUGGACAAGAGAGUGCAUGGGAAGUCACUGGUUCGGAUAAGACCACCUUUCCGCUUUCUUUAACAGCCCUUUUUUAAAGUACCGUGGUUCCUUGGUGUCGGGUAGUAUAAGGGUGGAGAGUGUACAUUUCUUAACGCUAUACUAGUCAAGAAAUUGAUGACAUUUGGUUCCUAUAUAAUAAUAAUCUAGACAAAUCUGUUAAUUGAAAAUUGAAAUGAAUCAUUUUUCCGAAAUAUUCAAAUGCUGUUCUAGGGAAGUCUUAAGAAGCCUUUAAUUUUCCAACUGUCACAAUCAAAAUAUUGCAAACAUCCCGUGUUUCACCGAUUGAAGGCCUAGACAAGAUUUGUGUAAUCGGCAGUCGAGGUAUAAGGAAUGAUAAAUACCCAUAUGUAUAGCCAAUGAAAAUAAAGCCAGAAGAUUCCCACUAGAAAUAAAUUUUUCAAGAUUUUAAGCCUUUACAAGACGGUGAUGAAAUUGAAUCCUUUUUCCCAAUGAACAGAAUGUUGAAGUCU
Molecule: messenger RNA, 2114 nt
Organism: Daphnia pulicaria
Lineage: Eukaryota; Metazoa; Arthropoda; Branchiopoda; Diplostraca; Daphniidae
Gene: park
Product: E3 ubiquitin-protein ligase parkin-like
Exons: 8
Coding region: 197-1642 (481 amino acids)
Biological process (GO): regulation of cellular response to oxidative stress; ubiquitin-dependent protein catabolic process; regulation of mitochondrion organization
Cellular component (GO): endoplasmic reticulum; cytosol; Golgi apparatus
Molecular function (GO): zinc ion binding; ubiquitin protein ligase activity; ubiquitin conjugating enzyme binding
Source: RefSeq, a predicted model, not a curated record